Messenger RNA from Theileria parva strain Muguga, 1406 nucleotides. RefSeq names its product SVSP family protein. The record is from RefSeq and is a predicted model, not a curated record. NCBI's taxonomy places the organism in Eukaryota, Apicomplexa, Aconoidasida, Piroplasmida, Theileriidae. The transcript has a single exon. Bases 1 to 1356 code for a protein of 451 amino acids.
AUGUGCGUUAUAAUUUUCAAGAUCCCCCAUGAAUUAGCAAUAAAUUCCAAUCAAAUAAUGAAUAAAUGUUUAAUAUAUUUAUAUCUACUAACAUUCAUAAUAAUUGUAUAUGUACAAUGUUCUGAUAAGCCUAAUGAUAAAUCAACUAACAAAGGUAUUAGUUUAGUAUCAUAUACUGAUAGUGAAGAGGAAGGGGAAGGCGAAAAUUUUGAGGUGGCAGAAGGAACAAUAGAAAGUACCAAAACUACUGAAAGGGAUCAACAAAUUAUUCAACCUGAACAAACAGACUUGUCAACUCAUCCCCAACAAAAAAUUCCUUACAAUAUCCCUCAACCAUAUUAUCCUGGAUAUAUACCUCCACCUUAUCCACCAUAUCAACCUCAGCAAUAUGCACCACCCCCUAUAAGACCAAUUCAACCAUAUCAACCAAUAACCCAACCAGGGCAGUAUUAUCCGCCGCCCCCUAUAAGACCAGUUCAACCUUAUCAACCUCAGCAAUAUGCACCACCCCCUAUAAGACCAAUUCAACCAUAUCAACCAUAUCAACCAUAUCAACCUCAACCCACUCAACCUUAUCCAACUCAUCAACCUUAUCAACCAUAUUAUCCUGGAUAUAUACCUCCGCCUUAUCAACCUCCAACUCCAGAAUCUACUGAUGAAAUUGACGAAUCAAGCGAAUCUAGAGUGCAUUAUAAAAUUGAUAAGGGGUCCGAAAUGACUGUAGAAAAAAUCAGAAGAUGUGAAUCAAUUAAAUUUUAUAAGAGAGAUGAAAAUGGUGAAGUAGUUAGGAUGUCUGAUAAAGAUUACAAAAAAUUAUUUGAGGACCAUAAUUUAUGCAAAUAUGAGUUUUAUGAAGAUCUUGAGGAAGUUAAGUUUGAUAAUGAAACUGUUUAUUGUCACAUGUUAGGAAAGGCUUAUUGCAAUUCACUAACUUAUAAUAAACUCAAGAAUAAGUUUAUUGUUAGGAAUAAAGAUGGAUUCAUUGAAUGCAAAUUUGACAAGGGCCAAUGGAAAACAGGUUUCAAGGGUAUUCCAGAUUACGUUAAGUUUUAUAGAAAUGUUCAAGGUAAUCUUGUUGCAAUGACUAAUCAACAUUAUUGUAUUGAAUUUAAUUCAAUUGGAUCAAUUAUGUAUCAAUUUAGGCCAGGUAUAAAGUGCUGUAAAGUUGUUGUUAGAGGACAAGUGGCAUGGGAAAAGUAUGAUUCGGAAAGAUACCCUACCGCAGCCUCCCUUACUAGAAGUAAUGAUGUCAUAAUGUACUUCGGUAACACAUGUAAAGUAUAUGUGAAAAGGUCUAGUACCAAUCAAUAUGUGUUUAAGUGUAAAAAAAGAAAUUCGAGAAGUAAACGCAGUUAAAUUUUUUAAGAUUUAUUGAUUUUUUUAUUAAUCUAAUAUCCUAUUCUAUA